AUGUCCGCUAUUGGGCUUCAAGGUGUCUCCUUGAACGAUGAAUGCACGGAAGCGUUGCCCUUCAAAAUGGUUACCGUCAAAGUUGCAAAACUCAGUUGGAUCAUUAGGAUAAUCGAUGGGGCUCGGCACUACGAGAAUGCAGUUCAAGUUGGUGUUGGUGUAGGGCAAAGUGGCGUUAAGCGUGAAGACGUCUUUAUCAGUGAGGAAAAGCUCCAUCGUUGUCCAGGUCGUGACUCGUGCGCGGUGCUCUCGACAAUCAAGUCAUCCAGGAGCUCUACAAAGGUGGUCUUUUGCAAUGAGGAUUUGCGCCUUUACCCAAAUCCUCACAGCCAGAACGUGUCAUAUCCAACGGCCGUAUUUGGUUGGGAAAUCGAACCUACGGACAUGGCAAAGCUUGACGUGUUGGACCGUGGGAAGGAGGGCGCAAUUACCUGGAAUCCAGUCGAGGUCGAUCAAGGAGUCAGGUUAGCCACCUCAGGGCUUCCCCCUUGA
Messenger RNA from Suillus fuscotomentosus, 492 nucleotides. RefSeq lists its product as uncharacterized. NCBI's taxonomy places the organism in Eukaryota, Fungi, Basidiomycota, Agaricomycetes, Boletales, Suillaceae. The record is from RefSeq and is a predicted model, not a curated record. The transcript has 4 exons. Bases 1 to 492 code for a protein of 163 amino acids.